UGUCAUGUCAAGGGAGAUCCCCAGCUAAAGCUGAUACUGAGAAAUGGCCGAGAGUACAGAGCUGAGCUAUCUAAAACCCAAGAGCACUGGUUGUGAUAAUAAUGACUUUGAAGAGCUGCAGGAUGAAGAGGUUGAGCAAGCAAAGAGAGAUACUACUGCUGAUAGUACUGGGUUGGGACGGUUCCUCUUCAGGGGAGUGACUGGAGCUGUUGAUGCCGCUGUGGCUUCUUUUGGUGGAUUUGGAAGGAAGAAUGGCCCAGAUGGCACUGCAGGCCCAGGCAAGAAGGAGACUACAACAAUUGUCGUUAAAGAACCUCAAUCACACAAGCAAACAACCGCGGAAAAGCGAACCGGACCUCAAUUACAAGGAGAAGCUGACCCUUUGGACGUUGCCUUUCAGCAUUCAGCAGAGCUACAACAGAAGAACGCUGAACUCACAAAGCAUUUGUCAAAUUAUGAAAUACAGAAGAAGCAAGAAAUCAAUGAUCUCAAAGCAGAUUUGAAAGAGUUGCAAAAUGCUGUGACUGUUUUGAGCAGAGACCUUGAGAAAAAGGACAAGAAGAUUGUCGAGAUGAAAACGUUAGUUCAAAAACUCUCUGACAAGAAGCGAGAUGGGUCAUCAGAACUUGCAAGGGCUCUCCAUAAAAAAGAUACUAAAAUUGAAACGCUAACACAAUUACUUCAAACAGAAAAAGGCAAACUCAAGGUUACCUCUACUGAGGUAAAAGAAAAGCAAAAAGAAUCUGAAGAGUACAAGAAACAAACUCAAGAACUUUCCAACGAGCUAAAGAAAACUAAAUGUGAACUGGGCGAUGCUUUUGUAGAUAUCACCUUUGAGAAAGACAGUAUUAGCCAUUCGGGUGCUACUCACGACACAACCCAUACACAAAAUAAAGAGGUGCAAGAAUUAAGUGAAGCGAUGCAGUCAGAGCCAACAGAAUCGCCUGGUGAAUCAGUUGCAUUGGAGAAAGUAGACAAGUUACAAGAAGCACUUCAUGAGAAAGAAACGCAAUUAGCCGAUCUAGAAAAUCGAUUGAAAGAGUAUGAAGCUAAGGUGCUUGAAAUGGAGCAAGUCAGAGAUCACUCAAAGAGUCAGAGCAAGGCUAUGCUGGUAGUGAAACAAGAGCUGGAUGCAACCAAGAUGUCACAUGAUGAUCUUGUGCAAUACAUUGGCUCCAUGGAACGUCAGGUUGCUGAUACAGAGACACACUGUCGUAAACUCGAGGCUCAACUCAAUGGUGCCGAAGAAAAUUACAACAUUGCACAGCAAGCAUUGAGGGACACUAAUGAAGGUUUGAAGGCUGAGCUUGAAAGUGUUAGAGAGACCCACUCUAAGUUGUCGACCACCAACAGUUCACUGGAGGCUCAACUAUUUCAGGCCCAAGAAAAGAUAGAUAAUUUAUCUGUCGAGAAAGAAGCAUUCGUACAGGAGCGAGCAGUUCUGAAACAAGAGAUUGUUGACCUUCACGACAAGCUGGCAAUCGCCACAGCAGAGGCUGAGCUGUACAAAGAAGACUUUGAGAAUGAGAGGAAAGAUAGGGAAAAAGCUCACGAUCUUAAAGAAGAGAUGAGAUUUGCUUGUGAUGAGAAGGUUCACGCAAUGGCAAAGGAACGACGUGUGUUUGAGGAAAGUAUACAAAAUCUGACAAGAAAACUUGAAGGGAUGUCUAAUGAAAAGGAAGACUUACAAAAAAAGCGAGAAAUGAGAGCAACGAGAACAUCUACUAGGCAGCACGAGCUUCAACAGAACGACAAACAGAUCCAUGAGCUUCAAGAGCAGCUCUACGAAGCACGCCAGAAGGCCAUCACAGCUCAAGAAGAAGUUCAGGCAAAGACAGCUCAGGUCAAACAGUACAAGAAGAAAGAUGACCAACGGGAGGAAAAGCUCACCAGUCUAGAUUCGAGGAACCAGGAACUACGUCAGGAGAUGGAGAGGGUCAGGGGUGAACUGGUAAAGGCGAAAACUGAGAGCGCAAAUUUACUAAAGGAAGAGAAAAAAUCAAAUCAAAACGAAAUGGAGAAAGUUCGCCUGGAGCUGGAAAGAGCUCUCAAAAAGACGUCAAAAUCUGACGCCCAUGAUGAACUGCUGAAGGUGCAACUGGACAAUAAUGUUCCUGUCAAACAAGAUAUCUCAGACAUUGGCGACCCCACCACUAUACCAAGAUUCGUUCCGAGCAACCAGCAACCACCAACCAUGCCUAACGUGAACAUUUUUCCUCCUACAACGCAGGACAACUAUAACCCACAACCUGAGGCUAGACUUGUACCCAACUCGCCAACUGAAGGUCUCCCGUCUAUAAAUUUUGACGACCCUAGGCCAGCUCAUGAUAUAAGGGUCGAGGUAAAUGGUUUUCGAAAUGCUGCCGGCCGAAACGAACGGCAAUCGUCUACUGGACCACAACCCGAUAAUAACAUCCGCUUUCCUCCGGGCUUGAAAGUAAAGCAAAGUCAUAGUAGUGCCCCUAGUAGCACCAAUUUAGCGCUAUCGGAACAAGUGGCUAGCCCCACUGAUGCCUUAAAUAGAAUGUCACUGGUUUUGGGCGAUCAACAGUUGGAGAGACCCUCCAAUAUGCCUUCCGAUUUCAAUCAAAGCCAUUACCCUGCUAACACUCACCAAGGAGGUGGCUAUCAAGAUCCAGUUAACAAUUUUCAGGGUCAAAGUGGCUUUGAUAACUUGCCACAAGAUCAGUAUCAGAAUCAGUCACAACCUGGACAGCCACGGAAUGUACCACCCAGUAACCACCCCUCUCAAUGGCCGAACCAGCAACCAUACCUGCAAGACCAUCACUACCAGCCUGGUCCUCCUCAGUAUGAACAGCCACGAUCACCACACUAUAACCCACAGCAACAGAAUUAUGGACCACCAAAUAAUCAGCAACAAAAUCCUCACUGGUGUAACCAUGGUCAGCAAUACCCUAAUUCUCAAUGGGAGAGCAACCAACAAUACCAAGGUGCCGGACAACAAGCAUUCAACUAUCCUAGUGAUGGACUGCAACCUCAGCAGUACAACACUCAAACUCCAAGCAACUUCAGAGAUGAUGACGCCCAUUCCCCUGUUUUAAAUAACCAUAACUCUUUGUCUGAAAACGCCUCUAAUUCCAAUCCGAUUCCAUCAAACAUUUCUUCUCGGCCAUCCAUUAACGGGUAUGGUGUGGAUAUGAGCCCUGAAAAGCCAAAACCAAAACCACAAGCUCAUUGUAAACCAGACACUCCCUCACCAGUUUCAAAUCCACAACAGCUCAAUCCGAAUCGUACCGAACUUCUUGUCAAACCCAAUGGCCUGCAAGACGGCAUAGAUCGAGAGAUUAGCGAGGCAGCUGAUGCAGUGAGUCAGGUGACAAGGAAGGAAGGAGAGAGGGAGGGUGCUCCACUAGACCCCAACCUGGUCUGUCCAAUGUGUAUGAAGCAGUAUCGCAUCGGAGAGAUACAACUGUACAGAGCUCACGUCAACAAGUGCGAUGGAACUAGACACUAGACACUGAUUGUAUUAAUGAUUUCCCCAGUUUUUCUAGGUACAGUCGGAGUGCAGUAAGUAUAGCCAUUUCUGCAUUACCAUGCCUAGGCUACUGUACCAGUUUUGUUGUAUACUUGUCUCAUGUAUUCAAGGCUUUUUUCACUUAUUUGUUGC
Molecule: messenger RNA, 3628 nt
Organism: Halichondria panicea
Lineage: Eukaryota; Metazoa; Porifera; Demospongiae; Suberitida; Halichondriidae
Product: cingulin-like
Exons: 8
Coding region: 44-3475 (1143 amino acids)
Source: RefSeq, a predicted model, not a curated record